Messenger RNA from Didymodactylos carnosus, 2055 nucleotides. The record is from the annotation of a GenBank genome assembly. NCBI's taxonomy places the organism in Eukaryota, Metazoa, Rotifera, Eurotatoria, Philodinida, Philodinidae.
AUGCAGUCGACCUCGACAACGGCAAAUCCUGUUGUGAAACCUAAAUUUCAUUGGAUAUUUCCUGCUGAAAAAUUCAAUGAUACUCCAAGUAGACGAGAUAAUAUGAGCAGUGAUGAAGAAUUAAAUCAUCGACAACAAGCAGCAGUAUUUAUUUAUGAAUUAGGAACAAAUUUGAAAGUGCCACAUUAUUGUAUUAAUACAGCAGUUGUUUAUAUGCAUCGAUUUUAUAUGGUGCAUUCAUUUAAACAAUUUACAAAACAGAAAGAUAAUGUUCAACACGAAUUAGACAUUCGGGAAGGGAUCGCGAGACAUACCGUUAGUGCUGCUUGUUUAUUCCUUGCUUGUAAAGUUGAAGAAUUUCCGCGUACAUUACGUGAUUUAAUUGAAAAUACUGGAAAAGUGUUAAGAAAGAAGAAAGCAGAAGAAAUGACACAAGAAAUGAUCGCACAGUACACAGAUGAUAUUGUUAAUCAUGAAAAUGUUCUCUUAUCAACGUUAGGUUUUUCUCUCAUGGUUGAUCAACCACAUCCAAUUAUUAUCAAAACAAUACAAACAUUAUCUAGUCAAAUUCAAUCAUUACCAGAAAAAACUCCACGAGAACUAGCUCAAACAGCUUAUUAUUUAGCUACAAAAAGUAUAUUACUGACAUCAUUUUGUGUCAAAUAUCCGCCAGAUUUAAUCGCGUGUUUUUGUAUUCAUCUUGCUGCUGCAUGGGUAACAAUACAGAUUCCGUCUAGUUCAGAAAAUAAACAAUGGUUUCAAUUAGUUAAUGAAUUAUUUACGGAAAAACAACUGAGUGAUUUAUCUGAGGAAUUUUUACAUAUCUACGAAAAAUGUCCAGAAAAAAUAAAGAAAAAACUUGUCUAUCAGAAUGAAAGGCAACCACAGUCAGGUAGUACGUCAUCGGGUGGUCAAUCAACGUCUGGUCACAAUCGUUUAAUGAUGUUUCCACCUCCUCAAGGACCAGGAAGGCCAAUGGAUAUGGCAGACAGUGUUGUUCCACAACGUCCAUUAAGUGCACAAACGUAUAAGGAACAUCGAAAUAAUAUCAAAGCAUCAACAGCACUUCCCUCUCAAACACAAGUGCAAAUACCAUCCUCUACUCAACCGGUAGCGUUAAAACAGGAAACAGUGAAGCAAGAGCAUCCAUCCGCCCCAUCAAAUCAACAACGACCCCCGUUCCAACAAACUCUAGUCAAAAGAGAAUCAUUACCAACCCAGCAACAAAAUACUCAUAAUUCUAGUCGUCCACCAGCUCCCACGUUUUCAUCAUCAUCACAACAUUCAGCUACAAUGCCCUCUGUGAAACAAGAACAAGUCAACGAUCGUCGUUCAUCACAGGCAUCAUUGAUACCGCCCGAUCAACGAAAUCGACCCUCUCAGCCUCAACCAUCAUCUCGAGGUUUACCGCCACAUAUUCAACAGCAAACAAGACCAUAUCCACAACAAUCAACAGUCACUCCAAAUUUUCAACACCCACGUCAACUUGCACCCACUCAUCCAUAUAACUACCCACAACAACAGCAACAACCACAACAACAACAGGGAUAUCCACCACCUGCUGCAUCAAAUCGGCAUGAGUUACAGCAAUAUCAGCACAGACAAGAUCCAAAUAGGACAAUGGCGCAACCGCAACAACAACGAACAUCCUCGCGUCCUACACAACCUCCACCAUCAUCGAUGGGCCAAGGAGGUGAUCGUAAAUCAACCAUGAACGCACGUCCAACUUCUCAACAAAAUUUUGAUCAUUCACGGCAAGAACAAGGUUUAUCAUCGUCAGGACCGUUUGCAUCAUCAUCAUCUCGUCAGCCGUACACAGGUAUAUCUCAUCAUCCGCAGCCAUCUCAAACUAUGGGGGUUCAUCCAAGUGGUAUGACCGUUCAUCUAACUAAUAGCAGUACACAUUCAACGAUGCCACCUUCUGUUCAACGUAAUCCAUAUCCUCAACCAACAAAACGUCCAUAUGAAAAUCCAUCAUCUUCAUCAUUUGAUCAUAAUAAUGCUGCUAAACGUUCAAGGCCAGCAACAAAUGUGCCACCAAACUUGCACCACUAA